GGAUCGCAACAGAAUGUAUGACGAGCAUCAAGAAAAAGUGAGCAAGCUUCUACAAGGAAAACAACAUUCACUGGAAGUGGCCAAAGAUGUCACCAGCACUGCUUCAGACAAUGACUUCCUGUCCCUCUAUCCUGUCAUCAGCAAAGAUUUGAAAUCACUCAAGAGUCGAAACCCUCCCAAGGUGGACGUGUUCCUUUCAUAUCUGAGUUUCACUCCAGGGCAGUGGACUGACAUCAAUCUGGGUGAGCUGGAGGAGAAAGGCAGGAAGUGGGAGAUGUGCUGCGAGGUUGGCAAAACGGGAGACAGUCCAGGAAACUUCCAGUUGGCUAUCAGUGUUGCUGUAGCUCCAUCUGGUGAAGUUGCUGUGGCAGACUGUUUGGACAACCAGGUGGUGCUGUGCAGCAGUGAGGGACAACCCAAGGCAAAAAUUCCCCUACAUUCACGUCCAUACAGAAUCACAGCUGUGCACAGUCAUGACAAUCAAUUAGUGGUUGUAGAUGACACCAAGUAUGUCAAGGUGUUCAAUAAGAAGAACAAGCUGGCCUUCCAGUUUCCCACAGUGCCACAGAGUGCGGUUGACAAGACACGAAUGAACCUCCGUGGUGUAGCAGUCAGGAAGGAUGGUACCAUCCUAGUGGGUGAUGUGAACAGGAUGGUAUGGACCGAACACAGUCCCACUGAUGGUGCAUUGCUCCGCACCAUACCAGUGCAGACUCCACCUUGGUUCCUUGCUGUGGAUGACCACAACGAUAGGGUUGUGGUCAGCGGAGGUGGCAGUCAGAAAGUGGACAUUGCUACCAACUAUGGCAUCACUCUGGCCACCAUCAGACCCACUAUCAAAGGUCAGCAAGUGCAACUCUGCCAUGGUGUUUGCUGCAACAACUCUGGUUUUUGCAUUGUGGUGCGCAAUGGGCCUAACACUGGCCAUGUCCACCACUAUGACCUCGAUGGCAAUUUCCUCAUUUGGUGGGCUCAGGGUCUGAGUAAUCCAUAUGGCAUCACAUUUACACCAUAUGGGAAGUUUUUAGUUGCUGAUAGCUACUCAGUGAAAAUGUAUCAUAAGGUGUGAUGCAUUCAACAGACUUUGCCUGCAUCAUCAUCCCAACAAACAGUAUGUCAUCAGUAACAGGCUGAAUCAGUCAACUUUCACUGUCCACAUAUUCCAAAUCUGGCUUGAAAACAUGCAAACACAACUAUAAAAACUUUAUUAAUAAAUUAAUAUUUAAGAUGAAUCCUAUUGUCUCAGCCCAAACGCUUAAAUUGAGGUGUAAAAUGUUUUCUUCAGUCUUCAUCUUCAGUGAAAUGACAUCAUUUAGUUCAUUUAGUCAUUCAUACAUUUUUUCUGAAGGUUAGAAACAGGUGUUUCUUUUCCAGUUAUGUCUAAAAUUCAGAUACAUGUACUGUGAAUAUUUGCAUUAAUUUGUACACUUCAUGAUUAAAGUAGUCUAUUUUUGACUACCCUUAAUUCAGUGACAUUUUAUGUUAUAUCUAUCUCCUAUAAUUUGUAAAUAUAUACUUUUAAAAUGUGGUUUUAUCUAUUUUAUAUUUAGAAACUUGUUCCAAUGGAUAUCCUCAAAAUUACAUUUGAUGUCUUUUUGCACUGAUAUUAAAGAUGUCGAGACACAAUUAGGACCAGGUUUUCUUUUUGGAAUGCAGCGUACUCAUAGUAGCGUAUUAGAUACUUAUUUCGCAUUUGAAACUACGCUGUGGCUUACUUGACCUCAACUAUUUUUGUCACCAACCUCCCAAUGGCCUCUGUUCCAUAUACGCAGACGGUCGACUGCUCAUUCUCUCAGAACCAUAAACAUUUGAGGGUCAAGAAAUGUCAAGUAAAGUAACUGGAGCUGAGCUCUUUUUCUCCUAAAUUCUGUAAAACCUUCCAAAUAUCUUGAGGUAUCUGAGACAGCGUCUACUGUUAGUAUGCAAGGGGGACCUUUUUUACUCUAACAGUUUCUAGUUUGCUAUCAAACCUCCACAUUUCAUGAAUUGAUGCAAAUGUGAAACUGAUAACUGAUUCAUUGAAAGAAAUAAUGCUCAUUGUUUUUCUUCACUUUUCUGUCUGGACUCAUGGGUCCUGGAUAAUCAUAUAAUUUGUUUUCAAACUAGUCGACUUAUUACAUUUGUACAGGUUUUGAUUUCCAUAAUUUCAACAUCACCUUGUUUUAGAUUUAUCUUCAUUUCUGCUGUAAGAUACUUCAUUUUGGCAGUUUGUACCUAAGGGCUGAGAUCACCAGAAAAAGCCCCGUCAUUUUAUUCAUUACCUGUUUCAAUUUUUGUCAAAUUGUUCUUUAAGAGACGAGGCUCAUUUUGUACCUUUAAUUUUCUUUCUGGAUUCAUGAGUCAUUCACAGUGUUAUGAUUUGUAUUUAAACCAAUCUACUUAUUAUACUUCUAGUUUCAAUUUUCUUAAUAUCAACACAUUUCCUGCCGUAUAUUUUAUCUUUAUUGCUGCUGCAUGAUAAAAGGAUAGCUGCAAUCAGUGCUUUAUCGACAAAACGUCCAAAUGCACCUUUGUAUCUCAGUUGACCUUAUUUACAAGUUUUGUUUCACCAUUUCAAAGGAUAUUUUACUGCCAUUUUGGCUCAUGUGCUAAUGAGUAGUUUCAUGUCCAUGAGCAAAACUAUGAUGUCAUCCCAGGAAGAAGCUUCAAUGAUAUAACGCUGGUUUCUACACAAAAAUUCCUGCAUUCUUGAAGAUUUUGCUGGACUCUGGGUUUUUUGCUGAUUCGUCGUUGUUUAUGUGCAAAGAAAUAAGCAAGCAUCAAUUCCUCUUUCAGAAAUGUUUUCAUUAAGUAAAUUCUGGGUUGACUACAUGUAUUUGAACUGAAAAGCCCAUGCACUGAACUGUGUCUUCCGUAGAUGACUUCACAGCAACUGUGCCCUCAGUUGUCCAAUAAAGCAUGGAUAUGUUUGUCUUAAAAAGUAAAUUUUUAAUGCAUUAAACCUAAAUCGAAUGGAAAAGAGUUUUCAUACAUUGAUGUAGAGUACAUAGUUGCAGAAAUAUUGUUUGUAAGAACAAUACAAAGUUGAAGAUUUUUUUAAAAUAUUCAUUAGUUAUUACAGCUACACUAUAAAUGCUUGUAGUUUGUACAUAAAUUUGAGCUUAAAUCACUACCAAAACCCCCCUGUAAUCUAAUUCUUUCGUCAGUUGAAAAAUUACUCUUUCUUGUAAAAUUGUUCUGAUUGGGAGUGAAACUUUUGAUAUUUUAAUGAAUAGAGACUAUCUGAGCCUCUAAAUCUAUAAGCUACCUUGAGAUCCGCACAUUUUUAAAAAGUGGAAUAAUUAUUGACAGACGAGUUAACCGAACUUGUUAUUCAAAAUAGCGUUCAAAGUCUUGUAACUCGUUUUGCCUUCAUUGUUUGAGGUUAAGUAACUUUGCUCGAAAUUAACGUUAAUAAUAAAAAUGCUUUACUAA
Acanthaster planci (crown-of-thorns starfish) is the source of this 3414-nucleotide messenger RNA. RefSeq lists its product as uncharacterized. The record is from RefSeq and is a predicted model, not a curated record. Lineage: Eukaryota; Metazoa; Echinodermata; Asteroidea; Valvatida; Acanthasteridae.